Molecule: messenger RNA, 1173 nt
Organism: Ectocarpus siliculosus
Lineage: Eukaryota; Phaeophyceae; Ectocarpales; Ectocarpaceae
Source: the annotation of a GenBank genome assembly
AUGACCAGCAGGGCCGUGAAUGGCCAGGUCCCCGAGGCUGAAGAUGGAGCCUCGCCAUACGUUGAGGAGAUGAAACACGACCACAGGUCCAGCCAUCAGGCAGAAGACGACGCCAUUUCCUCACGAGAUGUCCUGACGAAGAAAAUUCUUGAAGCCAUAAACAUCGACGAUUUCGACCGCGUCCAAGCUCUGCUGGCUAACGCAAGCGAGAUGGACAAAGAGUGCGUUCUCCUUAGACCGUACGGUGAAUCAGGAACCGGCCUUCGUGGCGGAACCACUCCGCUUCUUCAUGCAGCAACGCGCAGCCAGCCGGAGACAUUCAAGGAGCUCGUACGAGCCUCGCCCCGCGAUAAGAUCGUUGAAAUGCUGAAGGCAAAAGAUCAACUUGGACACACGGUACUGAUGGUGGCAGUGGCGAGCAAGAGCGUGGGCACUUUUGAGGCUGUCUCGAAAGCCGUCAAGGAUGACUUCGACGACAGCGAGCAACGUCGGUUGAUCGAGGCUCAGGAUAAACACGGGAGAACGCUGUUUACUGCAGCAGUCCAAGGCGGAUCCUCGAAAAUGUUCGAAGCGACCCUAGACCAUGCGCUGGGUAUUCUCUUUCACGAUGAGAUCGUUCCACUGCUGACGGCGAAGGAUCGACCCGGACCCACGGUACUUAUGGCGGCAGCUUCGAGCGAGAGCACGGAUACUUUUGAAGCUAUCUUCAAAGCAUCCGAGGGGUACUUCCACAAGGGGCAGCUCGUUGACAUGUUGAAGGCGAAAGACCAUGACGGACACACGAUAUUCACGGCGGCAGUUUCGAGCGAGCGCGUGGACACCUUUGAGACUGUCUUCCAAACAGCCAAGAAAGGCCUCCACCAGGAGCAGCUGUGGCAGCUGAUCGAGUCGAUCGAUAACAAAGGGGGAACGUUGUUAUCGGCGGCAGUUCAAAGCGGGCGCGAUGCGAUGUUCGAAGCGACCCUGGACUAUGCUUUGGAGUCUGUCGGUCACCAUGAGCUGUGUGUGCUCAUCGAACACAAGAACAAGGAUGGACAAACGCUGCUCUUCUCGGCACCGUUCGAGCUCAGCCGCAAGCUGUGGUUGAAGUCAUUGGAAUCCGGACAUUUUGGAUUUUUUGAAUCAGUGGCGAGGGUUGUGCCGCCAGGGCACCGCAGUCAGGUGCUCAACUAG